AUGGCAAUGACGCUGGAGGAAUUCGUUCACUCCCUUGACCUCAGGACCCUUCCCAGGGUUCUAGAAGUCCAGUCGGGCAUCUAUUUUGAAGGUUCCAUUUAUGAAAUGUUUGGAAAUGAAUGCUGUUUAUCAACAGGAGAAGUAAUUAAAAUUAUUGGUCUCAAAAUUAAGAAGAUCAUAGCUGAAAUUUGUGAGCACAUUGAGGGUUGUGAACGUCCGCAACCAUUUGAGCUGCCUAUGAAUUUUCCAGGUCUUUUUAAGAUUGUGGCUGAUAAAACUCCAUACCUUACUAUGGAAGAAAUUACGAGGACCAUUCAUAUUGGAUCAAGUAGACUAGGGCAUCCUUCCUUCUAUCAUCAGAAGGAUGUAAAACUAGAAAAUCUCAUUAUAAAGCACGGUGAGCAAAUCAUGCUCAACUCAGUUGAAGAGAUCAAUGGAGAAAUAAUGGUGAACUGUGGAGUGGUAAGGAAUCAUCAAAAUCACUCAUUUACCUUGCCUUUGUCACAAGAAGGAGAAUUCUAUGAGUGUGAAGAUGAACAUAUUUAUACCCUAAAGGAGAUUGUCGAAUGGAAGAUACCCAAGAACCGAACACGAACUGUGAAACUUACAGGUUUUUCAAAUAAGUGGGAUUUAACAAAUCCAUUUCCUAAAGGCUUUUACGGUGCUCUGAUUCUCAAGCCUGUUUAUGAAAUUCAAGCUGUGAUGAAAUUCCGAAAGGACAUAGUCCGCAUCCUCCCCAGUUUAGAUGUUGAAGUCAAAGACAUUACUGACAGUUAUGAUGCCAACUGGUUUCUUCAGCUAUUAUCUACACAAGAGCUCUUUGAAAUGACCAGUAAAGAGUUCCCCAUAGUGGCUGAAGUCAUAGAGGCACCUCAAGGAAACCAGCUGCCCAGAAGCAUUUUACAGCCUGGGAAAACCAUUGUGAUCCACAAAAAGUAUCAGGCAUCGAGGAUCUUAGCUUCAGAAAUUCGAAGCAAUUUUCCUAAAAGGCACUUCUUGAUCCCCACUAGCUAUAAAGGCAAAUUCAAGCGGCGACCUCGGGAGUUCCCAACUGCCUAUGACCUUGAGAUAGCAAAGAGCGAAAAGGAGCCUCUCCAUGUGGUGGCCACCAAAGCCUUUCAUCCCCUUCAUGAUGAGCUGUCAUCUGUAUCUGUCGGGGACCAGUUUCUAGUGCAUCACUCACAGACGACUGAAGUCCUUUGUGAGGGAAUCAAAAAAGUGGUGAAUGUUCUGGCCUGUGAAAGAAUCCUCAAAAAAUCCUAUGAGGCAGCACUGCUCCCUUUAUACAUGGAAGGAGGUUUUGUAGAGCUGAUUCAUGACAAGAAACAGUACCAGAUUUCUGAGCUCUGUUCGCAGUUCCACUUGCCUUUCAAUGUGAAGGUAUCUGUGAGAGAUCUUUCCAUUGACGAAGACAUUUUGGCUGCUACACCAGGACUGCGGUUGGAGGAAGCCAUCACAGACUCUUACCUACUCAUAAGUGACUUUGCCAACCCCAAGGAGUGCUGGGAAAUUCCUGUCAGCCGCUUAAAUAUGACUGUUCAGUUAGUUAAUAGUUUUUCUAAGGACACAAAAUCAUUUCUAGUCAGGACUCUGGUUGAAGAGAUCACUGAAGAACAAUAUUACAUGAUGCGAAGAUAUGAAAGCUCUUUCUCCCACCCCCCACCUCGCCCUCCCAAACAUCCCGCAGUGGAGGAAACAAGGUUAACCCUGCUCACCUUGGCAGAAGACAGGGCCAUAGGUCUGCCUAAGUCUCCCAAGAGUCUCCAUGUAGACAAGAAACUGCACUCAAAUCAAGCUGGCCUGGAUUCAAAAGUACCAGUUGGUUGUCAAAAUGAUUCGGCCGAUCUGGAGAAAGAGAAAAGCAAGAGUGGGGCAACUGUCUUAGCAGCCACCAAUGUAACCACAGAAAUCUCCAAAAGUAAAAAACAUCAAAAUUGCGCACUUCACUGCAUGGGUUUGAUAAAACAAGAGAAUGAUAAGAACAAGUUUCAGAGUAAUUUUAACCCCAGGGUAAAAGUUGAAGAGGGAUUGGGACGGGAACCUAAGGGCCUUCAAAGAACUCAAAAUGGGUAUAUGAAAGAGGCCAACAAAAAUGAAGAUGCAGCAACGAAAUGGAAGAUGGCAGGACCGGCGGUGAAAUUUGAGUGA
Messenger RNA from Puma concolor (puma), 2148 nucleotides. RefSeq names its product thymocyte selection associated (gene THEMIS). The record is from RefSeq and is a predicted model, not a curated record. Gene Ontology annotation, cellular component: nucleus; cytoplasm. Lineage: Eukaryota; Metazoa; Chordata; Mammalia; Carnivora; Felidae. Gene Ontology annotation, biological process: T cell receptor signaling pathway.